UACUGCGCUGCGGCCGUCUCUGGCCUGUUAAUCUUUACUUCACUUUGUACCUUUUUUUUUUCCUUUUCUUAUUCACAGCUAGCGCUGCAAGCGCUUUUUGAACGAGUGGAGUUGUGCAAGGGCACGCAGGGGUGCUGAUGGAGAUUGAUGCGGGGGUUUCAAGGGGAGUGUAGCGUAGGGUAGUGUACAGAUGGGUGGUUUGGAAAUGAAUGGAGUACUGAGAUGGCUGGGUCUGGUGUCUGUGGCUUGGAGGUGAUGUCGCCGCUGCUUGGGAGCGGGAGUGAUUAUCCCGUUCUUCGCGCCGUGAGACGGUCUUGCGGAAUCGUACCUUGCUGUCGGACACAUGUCAUCCCUGCCCUGUCCUGCCCUGCCCAGUCCUGCCCCGUCCUGCCCAGUCCUGCCCCGUCCUGCCCCGUCCUGCCCUGCCCAGACGGCGUUCCUGUCCAGCGCAUGCGCGUAUCCCGUCUCCUACGCCAGCGCCGCACAACGCCCUCGCGCUGGAGACGGUGUUUGCGCUGCUGCUGCUGGCGCGGGGUGGUUCCAGACGCACGCGGGGUGGUCCCAGACGCAUGCGGUGUGGGGAUGUCUGUGCUCCGGGGUUAUGGGAGGGAGGCGCGAUGGCAGGUGACUGCUGAUGUGGAACUUUGUGAGCGGGUCCACGAUGGAAAAUGCAGAGGAUGCAUAGGAUUGAGUACGUUGUGGAAUUCAAGUAGCUUGUGAAUGUACACUCACUCGGAUACAAUCUACACUCACCCGGCCACCACCCAUCCCGCUCCCACCCAGCCAAAUCCCAAACCGCCAUCCUACUGCGGCGGCAGCUGUCCCCCCUCCCUACUCCCGCCCGUCUGCGUGGCCUCCUUGACCUUGACCACGGCGGCCUCGACUUUACUCCCACCCCCCGAGUUCAGCGCGCUGAGGUAG
Molecule: messenger RNA, 921 nt
Organism: Didymella exigua CBS 183.55
Lineage: Eukaryota; Fungi; Ascomycota; Dothideomycetes; Pleosporales; Didymellaceae
Exons: 1
Coding region: 223-720 (165 amino acids)
Source: RefSeq, a predicted model, not a curated record